Quercus lobata is the source of this 2799-nucleotide messenger RNA. RefSeq names its product aminopeptidase M1-like. The coding region runs from base 20 to 2617 and encodes 865 amino acids. Gene Ontology annotation, cellular component: cytoplasm; membrane. Gene Ontology annotation, molecular function: zinc ion binding; peptide binding; metalloaminopeptidase activity. Lineage: Eukaryota; Viridiplantae; Streptophyta; Magnoliopsida; Fagales; Fagaceae. Gene Ontology annotation, biological process: peptide catabolic process; proteolysis. The transcript has 19 exons. The record is from RefSeq and is a predicted model, not a curated record.
UGAAACUCACAAAAAAAGGAUGGAGCAAUUAAAAGGGCAACCUCGGCUUCCGAAAUUCGCUGUCCCGAAACGCUACUACAUAUGGCUGAAACCGGACCUAAGCACAUGCAAGUUUGAUGGGUCUGUGGCUAUCGAGCUCAACAUCAUUGCAGAUACCAGCUUCAUCGUCCUCAAUGCUGUUGAACUCUCCAUUGAUACUGCCUCUAUAUCUUUCACUCACCCAGCUGUUGCAAGCCUUUCUAAUUCUAACCAGGUGUUGAAACCUUUAUAUGUUGAUAUGGUUGAAGAAGAUGAGAUUUUGGUUUUGGACUUUGCUGACACACUUCCCAUUGGGAUUGGACUUCUCACCAUUGCUUUUAAGGGAAUUUUGAACUACAAAAUAAAGGGCUUCUAUACAAGUACAUAUGAGCACAAUGGUGUGAAGAAGAAUAUGGCAGUUACACAGUUUGAACCAGCUGAUGCUAGGCGAUGCUUUCCGUGUUGGGACGAACCUGCUUGCAAGGCGAUGUUCAAAAUUACAUUGGAUGUGCCAUCACAAUUAGUAGCUCUUUCCAACAUGCCAAUUAUUGAAGAAAAAGUGGAUGGGGAUCUGAAGACAGUUUCAUAUCAAGAAUCACCCAUCAUGUCUACAUAUUUGGUGGCAAUUGUAAUUGGUUUGUUUGAUUAUGUCGAACAUCUUACAUCUGAUGGAAUUAAAGUUCGAGUAUACUGUCAGGUUGGUAAAGUAAAUCAAGGGAAAUUCGCAUUGGAUGUUGCUGUUAGGACACUUGAAUUAUACAAAGAAUACUUUGCCGUGCCUUACUUUCUUCCCAAAUUGGAUAUGGUUGCAAUUCCUGAUUUUGCUUUUGGGGCCAUGGAAAAUUAUGGUUUGGUUACAUUCUGUGAAAGAAAUUUGAUCUAUGACAAUCAGCAUUCUGCAGCUGCUAAUAAGCAGAGGGUUGUGAUCGCCAUAGCCCAAGAACUAGCACAUCAGUGGUUUGGCAAUCUUGUAACGAUGGAAUGGUGGACUCAUUUGUGGCUGAAUGAGGGGUUCGCAACAUGGGUCAGUUAUUUAGCAGCAAAUCACUUGUUCCCUGAAUGGGAACUCUGGACUCAGUUUCUUAAUGACCGUACAGAAGGUCUUAGGCUGGAUGGGCUUGCAGAAUCCCAUCCCAUUGAGGUGGAGAUAAAUCAUGCUAGAGAGAUUGAUGAAAUCUUUUUUGACGCAAUGAGUGACAAAAAAGGUGCAUCUGUUAUCCGGAUGCUGCAAAGCUAUCUUGGUGUUGAAUGCUUCCAGAGGUCAGUUGCUUCGUAUAUAAAAAAAUUUGCUUGCUCAAAUGUGACAUCAGAAGAUUUAUGGGUUUCACUUGAGGAGGGAUGCAGUGAGCCUGUGAACCAGCUAAUGAAUUCAUGGACAAAGCAAAAGGGGUACCCAAUUAUCUCUGUCAAAGUCAAGGAUCAGAAAUUGGUGUUUGAGCAGUCACAAUUUUUGGCAAGUGGUUCUCUUGGGGAUGGGCAAUGGAUUGUUCCAAUAACAUUAUGCCGUGGCUCAUAUGAUGUGCACAAGAAUUUUCUACUGCAAACAAAGUCUGAAACUCUUGAUAUGAAAGAGCUCCCGAGUGACAGAAGCAAUUUAGCAACUUCUUGGGUAAAACUUAAUGUCAAUCAGACUGGCUUCUACAGGGUUAAAUAUGAUGAGGACCUUGCAACUAAACUCCGAUAUGCAAUAGAGAACAAAUACUUAUCUACAACAGACAGAUUUGGAAUCCUGGAUGAUUCAUUUGCCCUUUGUAUGGCUCGCCAGAAGUCUUUGAAUUCAUUGCUUACCUUGAUGGGUGCUUAUAGUGGGGAACUUGAAUAUACUGUGCUGUCUAAUUUAAUCAAUAUAAGUUAUAAAGUUGAAAGAAUUGCGGCUGAUGCAAACCCUGAGUUGCUGGAAUGCAUUAAACAAUUUUUUAUUACCCUUUUCCUGCGUUCAGCAAUGAAGCUUGGUUGGGAGCCUAAGAAAGGUGAGAGCCAUCUAGAUGCAUUGUUGAGAGGAGAGGUUUGGACUGCCCUUGCUGUGUUUGGAUAUGAUCCAGCACUAAAAGAAGCAAGUAGGCGUUUUCAUGCAUUCUUGGACGACAGAAAUACGCCACUCCUCCAUCCUGACAUAAGAAAGGCAGCAUAUGUGGCUGUAAUGCGGAGAGUCAGCAGCUCAAACAGAUUUGGUUUUGAAAAUCUUUUGAGAGUUUACAGAGAGACCGAUUUGAGCCAGGAGAAAACACGCGUCCUAAGUUCAUUAGCAUCUUCUCCAGAUCCUAGCAUAAUUCUUGAAGCUCUCAACUUUUUGUUGUCUUCUGAGGUUUGCACCCAAGAUGUUGUUCUUGGACUUGCUGUUAGUAGGGAAGGACGCGAAACAGCUUGGACAUGGCUAAAGGAUAAUUGGGAGCAUAUUUCAAAAACCUGGGGUUCUGGAUAUCUAAUAACUCGUUUUGUCAGCUCAAUUGUCUCCCCAUUUGCUUCGUUUGAGAAGGCCAAAGAAAUAGAGGAGUUUUUUGCAAACUGUACUGAGUCCAAGAUUGCUAGAACCUUGAAGCAGAGCAUUGAGCAAGUUCACAUAAAUGCAAAUUGGGUUCAGAGUGUUCAGAAUGAAUAACAUCAUAGGAGUUGAUACACAAGAAGCACUAGGAGACACUUUUAUUUGGCCUUUGUUGUCAAGACUCAAGAAGAAAGCAAGUGGAUUAAAUUCACAACUUGUCAUAAUGUAAAUUUGCCGAACAAGUGUGAUAAUAAUGAAUCAGAUAUAUACAUACAUACAUGUACGUGUGUGUGUAUAUA